CAUCCCUUUUUUCCAUCUUUUCUUAAGGCGACCUGCUUGCUUCAGUGCGUUAUCAAUAUUCUACAAACAUAGGUGCAGUCAUGCUUGAGCUCACAAAUACGCCGGUUUUGGCGACUGCUAUCUGCUUCUGCUUUGCCGUCAUACUUUGCGCAUGCGUAGUGUUGUUGUCAAAGUCAAGUCGAUCAUGGGUAGCUCACCCAUCUUUCCAACUCUCUAAUACCCUUUUAUCAUUGCUUUUGCAAGGAAGACAGGCAUUGGUAAUUAUGGCUAAUUGACUUGCUAACAGAAGCGUCAGAUAAGCGCCCGGAAGAGGUGUUCUAAAGGGGACAGUCUUAAGCAAUUCAAUACCAAGGAUGCUUAUUAUUCUAUUGAGCCGCUCUCAAACUUUAACUGGAAAGUUGAAGAACCUUUGCAACUACGGCCUUUUAAGCCUACUUAUCAUCUGACCAUGGCGUUGGAGAACACAACCUUGUCUGACCUCAUCAUCAUGGACAAGACAUACCUUGAUCGGAUCUCCUUACGCCGUAGCCUCAUCAAGGAACAGGGAAAGUACGUGGUUGCUGCAAAUGCAGUCAUCAAUCCAGGAGUUCAUGAGUUCUAUUCCUGGAUCAUGGGUGUCUACUUGCCGCGGCGCUUUCCGACAAUCUACAAGCUUCUGUCAUCUGAAAAGGGGAGAGAAGUUCUUUGCAAUCUUGCAACUGGCGAGGAAAUCCCUGUCCAGCCACCAGCGGAUACUGUGGAGGCACUCAACAUCCUCGGCGGGCAUGUGGAUGAUGAGUUUCUCUUCCUUCGUCGAUCCAGCGAUCCAGCGGACGAGCAAAAAUACAGGCUGGAAGGCUACGUCACUUGCUUUCCGUCUGGGUUCGACACGUAUGCGAAGCUGAACCUGAAGCUCGCUGACAUUCAUACUCCCGUGCCGGGUUAUGCGGCCAAACUGGAAAAAUCCAUGGACCGUUUCUUUGCUAAUUUGGCUCUGGGAAGAGUUGUCAAGCGGCAUAACUGGAGCAUUACGACAAAUACGAAACUCUACUCACGAAGUGGUAACCACUUGUAUGAGGGAGAACAGAUUGAGAAGUUGAGGCGGGAAGAUUUUGAUCCGGACCAGACAGUGAUGAGAUGCGAGAGGCAGACUUUACACAGGCUGCCCGAGAACGACGAUGUGUUGGUGUUUACUUUCAAGACAUAUCAAUACUCGAUGAGACAGAUCAAAGAGGAAGGAAAUGGAGAACAAUUGGCCAAGGCAAUUGAUGGGUUGAGCGAAGGGAACGUUCCGCACAUGGCAACUUACAAACGCGGCGUGGUUUGGGGCGACGCUGUCAAGGAGUAUCUUACUAGCUAAAUGGGGGUCUGUUCUGUGGUUAUCUGAAGAUGUACUCGUAGGAAUGUUAUCACUGUAAGAGGAUGAGAAGACGCG
Aplosporella prunicola CBS 121167 is the source of this 1414-nucleotide messenger RNA. RefSeq lists its product as uncharacterized. Bases 449 to 1339 code for a protein of 296 amino acids. The transcript is spliced from 2 exons. The record is from RefSeq and is a predicted model, not a curated record. Lineage: Eukaryota; Fungi; Ascomycota; Dothideomycetes; Botryosphaeriales; Aplosporellaceae.